This is a messenger RNA of Lactuca sativa (garden lettuce), 1235 nucleotides long. RefSeq names its product aquaporin NIP2-1. Gene Ontology annotation, molecular function: channel activity. Gene Ontology annotation, biological process: transmembrane transport. NCBI's taxonomy places the organism in Eukaryota, Viridiplantae, Streptophyta, Magnoliopsida, Asterales, Asteraceae. The record is from RefSeq and is a predicted model, not a curated record. Gene Ontology annotation, cellular component: membrane.
CCUAUUAACAAAUCAUGCAUCCGAUAAUUUAAUCUUGUUCCCACGUUACUAUUGUUUAUAAAAACUUACUUUUCAUAUAUUUCAAGUUGGUUAAUUGUUUUUUAAAUUGAAAAGGAAUAUGAAUUAUAUAAAUAGAACCUCAAGCACCUAAUGUGACACACUUUGUAGCUACGACUAUCAUAAAAGAUUCCCUUACAUUCAUAAUCAUGGCCAAAGCACAUUCAAAUUGUGGCACAAAUGAGUUACCCAUCGUUACAUCAGAAACAACAGAAGAAAGCCAACGGUUUAAAGUCGCUACAUUACUUCAACUUCGUUAUCCUCCCGGUUUUUUCCGAAAGGUGGUGGCGGAGGCAGUUGCCACCUUCUUGUUGGUGUUUGUGACAUGUGGAUCAGCGGCACUUGCUACAAACGAUAAACACAAGGUGUCUCAACUUGGAGCCUCGCUUGCUGGUGGUCUAAUUGUGACGGUUAUGAUUUAUGCAGUUGGACAUAUUUCAGGUGCACACAUGAACCCUGCGGUCACACUAGCGUUUUCAGCCGUGGGACAUUUACCAUGGAACCAGGUCCCGAUCUAUGCAGCUGCACAACUAACGGGGUCCAUAUCAGCUUCAUUCUGCCUACGUGUACUUUUACACGAAGUAAAACAUUUGGGCACAACAACACCUUCAGGGACAGACGAACAAGCUCUAAUAAUGGAAAUUAUCGUCACUUUUACAAUGAUGUUUGUCACUUCAGCCGUCGCCACAGAUUCUAAGGCUGUAGGGGAGUUGGCGGGUAUUGCAGUAGGAUCGGCCGUAUGCAUUACUUCCAUCUUAGCAGGACCAGUAUCAGGUGGAUCCAUGAAUCCGGCACGCACUAUCGGGCCGGCAUUAGCUAGUAAUAAUUAUAAAGGAAUUUGGGUGUAUAUUAUCGGUCCUAUAACAGGAACAGUGUUUGGGGUGAUGUGUUAUAGUUUUAUUCGAGCAACUGAUAGACCUGUGACAUUUUCUUCGUUUAAACUUAAAAGAAUGAAGGACAUCGGCGAAAAUACUACCGUUUAAAGAUAUAGUUACUUCUCUGUAAUAUAUUUUGAUGAACUAUAAUGGUUUCUCAUUAAACAAAAUGAAAAAAAUAAUAAGGUAAUAAAAUUAGUUAUUACAUUCCAUUCCAUAACAUGUUUUGUUUGUGUUAAGGAAUGGAAUGACUGUAAUGAAUCUUUUGUAUUAUAUAUAAAUAGUAAUAUGGUUUUAACAAUA